Molecule: messenger RNA, 1632 nt
Organism: Vanessa tameamea
Lineage: Eukaryota; Metazoa; Arthropoda; Insecta; Lepidoptera; Nymphalidae
Product: glycine receptor subunit alpha-2-like
Exons: 9
Coding region: 301-1575 (424 amino acids)
Biological process (GO): chemical synaptic transmission; nervous system process; regulation of membrane potential
Cellular component (GO): synapse; neuron projection; plasma membrane
Molecular function (GO): excitatory extracellular ligand-gated monoatomic ion channel activity; chloride channel activity; transmembrane signaling receptor activity
Source: RefSeq, a predicted model, not a curated record
CGAAUUUCAUGCGACACUUUCAGUCGUUCCUUACAACUCACUAUGAUCGCUAUGUGUUAUAAACAUUUUGCGAAUUGUUCAUAUAAAUAGUUCUAAAAAGGUGAUAACGUGUGGAUUCGUGGAAUUAAGUAACUCCUUUAAAAAGAUUAUAGAAAGGUCGAAUAGUCUUCACAUAACAAGAUGUGUGGACUCGUUCAAGAGUAAAGCACUUUUAUAAAAUAAAGUUAGAAAAAAACGGAAAUGCCAAAACGGUGAUAGUGAGUGAAUGGAACGAGGAUUUAGUGAACGUUAGUGAACAAAAUGAAGUGGACUGUAAUCACCAUGUUCUCUUGCAUGCCUCUGCUUUUGAGGGUGGCGAACGCUAGUCGGGUACACGCCGUCAGUUUUCUCACCAAUUCUUCGUAUCAAGAGGUGGAAUUGAAGUCCGAAUCAAGUUUAUCGCUACGUGAUAUUCUACCAGUGAAAGCCAAAUACUAUGACAAAAAUAGAGCACCCAAGCUCUCUGGACAGCCCACUAUUGUUUAUUUCCACGUGACUGUUUUGUCAUUGGAUUCCAUUAAUGAAGAGAGUAUGACAUAUGUAGCCGAUAUAUUUCUUGCCCAAUCAUGGCGUGAUCCUCGACUUCGUCUACCGGAGAAUAUGCACGAAGAAUACCGGAUCCUCGAUGUGGACUGGCUAAACAAGAUCUGGCGACCAGAUUGCUUCUUCAAAAACGCCAAGAAAGUCACCUUCCAUGAAAUGAGCAUUCCAAACCAUUAUCUAUGGUUAUAUCAUGAUAAAACUCUCCUUUAUAUGUCAAAGUUAACGCUGGUACUGUCUUGUGCGAUGAAGUUCGAGUCAUAUCCUCACGACACACAGAGCUGUUCCAUGAUGAUAGAGAGUUUAUCACACACGGUUCACGACCUUGUCUUUAUUUGGAAUCUGACUGACCCCCUCGUUGUUAACCCAGAAAUCGAACUGCCACAGCUUGAUAUUUCUAACAACUACACAUCAGAUUGCACCAUCGAAUAUUCUACUGGGAAUUUCACGUGCUUAGCCGUCGUGUUCAACUUGCGACGACGCCUCGGCUACCAUCUCUUUCACACCUAUAUACCGUCAGCUCUCAUCGUUGUCAUGUCCUGGAUCUCUUUCUGGAUCAAACCUGAAGCAAUACCUGCCAGAGUGACCUUGGGAGUGACAUCGCUUUUAACACUAGCAACACAAAACACCCAAUCGCAACAGAGUCUACCGCCAGUUUCUUAUGUCAAAGCGAUUGACGUUUGGAUGUCUUCCUGUUCCGUAUUCGUGUUUCUAUCGCUGUUUGAGUUCGCGGUGGUCAACAACUAUAUGGGACCAGUAGCCACUAAGGCGAUGAAGGGUUACUCUGACGAGGAUCUUAGUAGAGAGUUAGAUGCUUAUAAGCACAUAUUUCCAAAUUCCGUGGACCCUCGUGCCAGUACCUCCGCCUCGAUCCCUCAAUACGACACUUUCUGCAACGGGAGGGAGACAGCUGUAUACAUAGAUCGGUUCUCUCGUUUCUUCUUUCCUUUUUCUUUCUUUAUUUUAAACGUCGUAUAUUGGUCCACUUUUUUGUAAAUAUACAUUAAUCCUAUCAACCAUUUUAAAGUUCCUUUUCUUGAUUCAUAAGACAAA